AUGGAAGAUGUCACCAUUGACACUGGAAGACCGCUGAAUGCUCGGAACCUGAAGAGAAUGGGAAUCAUUAAUCAAGUCAGAGCCAAACCAACACUUGAUACCUCCUGGGAAGCAUUCAGGGAUCAGAGGGAGAUUCCCAACAGACUCUACCUGUUCUCCAAGAUUGACCCUCCAGAGGUAGUGGCCUACUAUCUACAGGACCUUUCCAAUCAAGGGGUGAACAUCUCUGACUUCAUAGUGGACUGGCUUCCUGAGCAUCCACAUAACUUCAUGAAGAGGAUGCGAGAGCCCUCUGAUAAGUCCAAGAAGGAGAAAAAAGCAAGGCUGGGAAAAUCCUCUAGGUCAAGACCUCUAGUCCCUCUGGCUGGCGCUCCAAGUAAGUCUGUACAUCUCUCUCACUCUGUUAAAAUAAAACCUCUUGCUUAUUCUCUUCCCCAAACCACCCCUAUAUGCACCACCCCUGACACUCCUCCCUCAACCACUAGAACGUCUAACCCACCCUCACUUAAAUUUAACCUUGCUACCACCACACUACCCGUUUCAGAAGCACAAAUGCUGAAUGAAACCUCUUCAUCAUCAUCAUCACCAUCUCCACAAUCCCCACCAUACUACGAACUCUCCUCCGACACCAAACCAUCUAACACACAAUCCCCCACUCUGGGUCAACUACAAGCCCGUGUUCUGGCCUCUCAACAGCCAUCACACUCUGAACCUGAACCAGAAGUCACUUCCCCACCUCCUGAACAUCUAAAUCCCACCACAUCUGAACAAACACCACCACCUGCACAACAACCAAUCCACUAUGAACCACAACUAACCAACCCAUCAUCUGAACCACACCUAGAACUUGAACAAACAACACAGUCACCCUCUGACAUUCCACCACCCAUCACUUCUGCUACCUCCAUCACUCCCACACUCAAUCUCAGUGCCCCAAACUCACCCUCUCCACCCUCCCUAGCCUCUUCCACUGAACCAGAAACUACCUUUCUUACCCUUGAAGAAGCAAUACAGAAAGGCCUCUCUGAACAAGUUCGCAAUGACUUUAUUAGAGACGCUGGUAUUAGACUUCAAGAGCGAUUAGCCAGAGAAGCUAAGGAACGGGCAAGGAAGGAAGCCGAAGAGAAAGCAUGCCAAAAAGAACUACAUCGAAUCAGAGAAGCUGAAGCCAAGGUUACCGCUGAUGCUGCUGAUAUUGCGGCUGAGGCAAAAGCUAAAGCCAACGCUGAAGAAGUAACUCGUAUUGCUGAAGAAGCAACUGCUAAAGCCAACACUAAUGCACUAACUCAGGGGGAGCACUCCAACUCUGGGUUGGUCCCUUUAGUCUUGAAGACUCUAGAGGAACUGCAGAAAGAACAACAGGUAGUUCGGGUCAGGCUGGAUCAACAGGAUUCUAUCAACAUCAACAUUCAGAACAUGUUGUCCCAGCUGCUCCAACGGAUGCCUCCGCCUCCAAACCCUUAG
This is a messenger RNA of Lathyrus oleraceus (garden pea), 1464 nucleotides long. RefSeq names its product protein IQ-DOMAIN 14-like. The transcript is spliced from 2 exons. The record is from RefSeq and is a predicted model, not a curated record. Bases 1 to 1464 code for a protein of 487 amino acids. NCBI's taxonomy places the organism in Eukaryota, Viridiplantae, Streptophyta, Magnoliopsida, Fabales, Fabaceae.